AUGACCGCGUUGGAGCUGACCCAGUUCCGUUACACUCCAUACAAUUCAAAGAAUCGCACGAAACCUACGGCUUCUACCCCGCUGCCAUCAGGAUCAGAAGAACCUCUGCCUACAGAACCCAAGCCAAAACGUGGACAAGAAGAACCGCAUUAUCCUGUUGGUCAUCAGGCUCGGAAAGUGUAUACAACAACCUCGGGCAAGCGAUUAACGCCGUACCAAUGGAAGGUGUACGACUUUAUUCUCAGAGUCCCAGCAGGUAAAGUCACAACCUACAGGGACGUCGCGCAAGCCAUCGGUGGCUCUGCCAGAGCAGCUGGAACUGCUUUGUCCAAGAAUCCCUUCAGCCCUUAUGUCCCUUGUCACCGUGUGAUCACCUCGGACCUCUCUAUUGGCGGCUUCUUUGGCCAGAAGAACGAGAAGGGCAAGUCGCAUCCUUCAAUCGAGCGCAAGAGGGCUCUUCUUGCCGCCGAAGGGGUCCUAUUCGACGGGAACGGACGGUUGUGCAAACCUGAUCUAGUCGUGCAACCAUGA
This is a messenger RNA of Coprinopsis cinerea okayama7#130, 531 nucleotides long. RefSeq lists its product as hypothetical. Gene Ontology annotation, molecular function: methylated-DNA-[protein]-cysteine S-methyltransferase activity. Bases 1 to 531 code for a protein of 176 amino acids. The record is from RefSeq and is a predicted model, not a curated record. Gene Ontology annotation, biological process: DNA repair. The transcript has 3 exons. NCBI's taxonomy places the organism in Eukaryota, Fungi, Basidiomycota, Agaricomycetes, Agaricales, Psathyrellaceae.